This is a messenger RNA of Ascoidea rubescens DSM 1968, 2126 nucleotides long. It is a transcript of the gene MTC2, whose product is annotated as Mtc2p. The record is from RefSeq and is a predicted model, not a curated record. The transcript has a single exon. The coding region runs from base 257 to 1663 and encodes 468 amino acids. Lineage: Eukaryota; Fungi; Ascomycota; Saccharomycetes; Ascoideales; Ascoideaceae.
AGAAAACGUUUUUCAUGAUAAUUCUGCAAUUCCUUCUGUUUCUUUUAAGCUUUAUUAGGGUUAGCACUAAUUCAUAUUUAAACCGACUUUUUUGCUCCUUUCAAUACAAAUUUCUUUUUCUCCCUUUUCUGGUUUUUUUUUUCACACCAUUCUCAAUUACUAAGCAAAUCAACUCAUUAUUCAAUCUAUUUGCUGGCACCGCUCCUUCUUGUUUCUCUGGUCCAUCCCUGCGAUACUCACUAAUCAUUAUCCCAAAAUGCCACCACAACUAAACGAUGUCGACUCCAUUAUUAGUACCUACAAUCUCGACAUCGACAGAGACUUGUACAUUUCUUUGUUUCUCUCUUUGAUUUCCUCCAAUUCCUUGAUAGUAUCCUCCUAUGAUAUUAACUACACCACUUCUGAAUUGCUCAAGCAGUUCAAACUAGUCUUCGGCUUUAAGGACUUGCACAUCAACCAUAUGAAUUUAAAUGAUUCGAAUUUCUUGGAUUCCUUCAAAGAACUCUCAAUUCAAGACAAUAACCUUGCUAACACCAACAGCAUCAGAGAUAAUCAUCAAAAAGACUCCAGUGCUCUGGUACAUCCCAACCGUAACAUCGAUGCUAAUGAGUUAAACGAUCUAAAUGAUUUUAGUGACUCAACAAUUUCCACUGACUCCGACAUCGAUGCCGAUUUCACUAAUAACCUUAGCACUAAAAUAGAUAAUAUUAAAGAUAACAUUAAUUCCGAUAAAGAUAUCGAUAGCCACAAUAUCUCGAUCAAUCUCAACCAAGAUAUUGUUAAUAACUCACCAAAUGUACUACAAUCCUCAGAAUUAUCAGAACUAUCUAUUGAAAAAUUCAAACUGCACUUCACUAUCAGCGUAGAUCAAUUAAAAAAAAGAUACAAGUCAUCUGCUACCUUAAUCAAACCAAUCAAUAUCAUAACGGGCAUUGAAAAUCUAUCCAUCAAUUACCAAAUUGCGCUACUAGAUAUUUUAAAAAAAAAAAAAUUGUUAAUUAAUAAUAUUUACUACUUUAAAACUGAUAUCUUUAUCACUAUACUAAUUCUUGAUAAUAAAAUUCAAAAUCCAAACCAAAAUAAUAACUUCAAAUUAUAUAAACCCUUAGAAGAUCAAUUUUUCUUCAAGCAACCAAAUUAUCCAAAACUUUUAUCUUCAAAAUUCAAUUUACCCGAAAAUGUUGACUUUCAAGUGUAUAAUCAAAUUCCAAAAAAAGUUCAAAAUAAUAUUCCAAAUGGAUUUCAAACCUCAAAACAAAAGCCAAAAUUAUCAGCAAACGUAAAACAAAUCCUUUCUUUUAGAUCUCAAAUACCUAGCAUUGAAAUGAUCUCAGAGAUUAAACGCUAUAUCUUUGAUAUAAUCAUAUUUACAAGAAAUCAUAGGGUUGUUAAUGGUGGUAUUCCAACAAGAGUUAUAGCUCAAUUUGAAACAAUGGUCAAAUCGCUAUGUAUUUACUAUAACUAUUCAUUUGUUAUCCCCUCAAUAGUUAAACUAGCUGCCAGAAAAUUACUACCUUUAAAGAUCCACCUUUUAUCUGAUAUAAACCACGAGCCUACUCUUCAAUAUGGUUCGGAUUCUAUCUUACUUCAAUCAAUGCUUGAAAAAUGGGAUGUUGAUAAAGUAAUCCAAGAUGUACUAAGAAAUGUUCAAACACCAAUAUGAUCAUUUCCUUUUCUUUCCUCUUAUUUCCUUUUCUUUCCUUUCCUUUUAUUUCCUUUCCUACCCUAUUGUUCUAUAUUCCCUAUACCAUUAACCUAUUUUUAUAUAUUUCUAUCACGCUCAAUCUUUUACAUAUUCACAUUCACUCUAUAUUCCUGUUCUAUAGUACAUAAUCCUCUUUUCUUCACCUCCGGAACAAACUUGAUCCCGGUUUGUUUUCAAUCCCGCUUUUUUUUGUCUUUUUACCUCAUCCUCCAAGGGCCACCAGGUUGGCUACAGCUACAUCAUAAUGCACGAGUGCAUAAUAACCACAAACAUGAAAAGUUCCAGAUUUAGCUUCAAUUGAAAACCAAUUUCAAAAAGUAAUCAGUUCAAUUGUUCUUUUUUAUAUCAUAAUUUUUGUUGUCUUUUUUUCUUUCUUUCUUUCUUUCUUUUUAAUAUUAAAUUAAAAUCGAUUUACAAAAUG